This is a messenger RNA of Schistosoma intercalatum, 1421 nucleotides long. The record is from the annotation of a GenBank genome assembly. Lineage: Eukaryota; Metazoa; Platyhelminthes; Trematoda; Strigeidida; Schistosomatidae.
UAGCGAUGUACUUUUGACUGAAUUGUUCGGAAAUAUUUAAGAAAUAUAAAGUAUCCCGACACCAUGAAAUAAAGUGAUGGUCGUUUCCAUCUUUCAAAAGGGCCUAAGACAUUUUUACACCCAUUAUCAGGGAGUAAAUCUACUUUCAGUUGUUUCCAAGCUAUUGGCUUUUGUCAUGCUAAGCAGAUUGUCCAGAAUGAGUGGAAGACUGACUCACAAGAAGUAGGCUAUUUUUCGUCUAGGACAUGGAUACAUUAAUUAUAUCUUCACUCUCCACCAAAUUCUAGAACACCUGCAUACGUAUCGCAAGCUUACAAUCGUUCUUUUUAUUGAUAUCAAGACCAUCUUUGAUCCGUCGCUCAGAAAUAAGGUUUUGUUGAGGAAGAGUGUGCCUGAGAAGUUUAUUAACAGCUUGAACGCUCCGUGUUCAAACAUGGGUCAGGGUCCUUUCCGUCUCGGCCAUAGAUGGCUAUUGUUUGUUGAUGUUGUGGGAAUAGUGCGCACUGUUUACGAACGCGAGAGAUUUUUUAUUGUUGAUUGUUCAAUCAAGGAGGAAAGUGAAUUGUUACAUCACAUAAUUCACAGGUACCGUUUACACGAAGAAAUUUACUCAAAUCCAUAUGAUCCUGGUGUUGUCGCAGAAAAUAUAAAAAAAUCUCAUGUGGUUAAUUUAGCGAAUUCACUUGUAACAGAAUGUUGUAGAAUCCUAGUACAGGAUAAUGUCCAGUUGUUUACCAAAUUAGACUUAUGUUUACAUCCGAAAAUAGUUGAAUCUGUAACAGCAAACUGGAGAUCUUUGACUAUGGCAUAUGAUGAAUCUGAAACGGAUUAUCUUCGACAAAGUUUCAUUGAAGUUGAUGAAGGUGAGCAGAGUAGUGCAGCUGAGAAUAAAGCACUCAAUCCUAAAAAGCUACAACUUAUAGUUGCAAGUUUGAUUGAACGAUUAUUAAUUGAGGGUUGGAUUUUUCCAGCUACUCAAUCUAUUGGAGGUAUGCGGACUUAUUAUUUUGUUCAAGAGAAUAAGAAAUUACUCGAUGCUGUUUAUGGGAUAAUUUUUUCUCAAGGCAUAAAUAAAGAAAUAUCACUGCAUAAUAUACUACACAGUAUUCGACAACGGUCGUUUCCUGAUAAUUUGCAAUUAACACGUAUAACCUUAAAUGCACUAAAACAUUUAUUGAAUCAAUUGGAAUCUGAAAGUCGUAUAUAUCAAAGUAAUUUCGGUUGUUAUAGUGUAGCUUAAAUGUGUAAAAAAAAUUGUUUGAACUUUAAUUAUGCUUACAGUACUUUUUUGACAGCAUUCUACUACCACUGUUUUACUAAACAUUCACAUGUUUAUAUGCACUUUACUCAUGAUGGUAUAUUAGCAGGCUUUAAAUUCAUUGUUAUAGUGUACAGAUCAUAAAUAAAAUUAUUUGCUGUUC